UUGUUUGGUUUCUUUAAAAUAUUUUUCUAAUUCUUACCAAACUUAGACAAGAAAAGGCAUGUAGAGCUGAAGAUGGACCAGGCUUUGCUGCUCAUCCAUAAUGAACUGCUCAGGACGAACUUGACGGUUUACUGGAAUUCUGAACGCUGUUAUCAUUGCUUGUUUCAGGUUCUGGUAAACGUUUCCCAGAGUAGAAGGGCUGGGGAGCCCAGCAUCGCGGCCGUGGGUGUGAGCACCCAGCACGGGUCCAUCCUGCAGCUUAAGGCCACCGAGGAAGAGAAAGAAGUUUGUAGGCUGGAAUACAAAUUUGGAGAAUUUGGAAACUAUUCUCUCUUGGUAAAGCACGUCCAGGAUGGAGUUGAUAGAAUUGCCUGUGACGUAGUUGUCAAUGAGGAUCCAGUUGACAGUAACCUUCCUGUGACUGUCGCGUUCCUUAUUGGUCUGGCGCUCGUUAUUGCCGUGUGCUUUCUGCGGUUCUUGUUGAGUUUGGAUGACUUUAAUAAUUGGAUUUCUAAAGCAAUAAAUUCCCGGGAAACUGAUCGCCUCAUCAAUUCUGAGCUGGGAUCUCCGAGCCGGGCAGACGCACUUGGCGGUGACAGCCAGCUAGAAGCAUGGGGCCCAGCCGCGGUGCCGCAGCGCCUGCGCUGUGUGGACACAUUCAGGGGGAUAGCUCUCAUCAUCAUGGUCUUCGUUAAUUACGGAGGAGGAAAAUACUGGUACUUCAAACACUCGAGUUGGAAUGGACUGACGGUGGCUGACCUUGUGUUCCCGUGGUUUGUGUUUAUUAUGGGAUCUUCAAUUUUUCUUUCAAUGACCUCCACACUGCAGCGGGGAUGUUCAAAAUUCAGAUUGCUGGGGAAAAUUGUGUGGAGGAGUUUCCUGUUAAUCUCUCUAGGAAUCGUUGUCGUGAACCCCAAUUAUUGCCUUGGUCCGUUGUCUUGGGACAAGUUGCGAAUCCCUGGCGUGCUCCAGCGGUUGGGGGUGACGUACUUUGUGGUCGCCGUGUUAGAACUCCUCUUCGCUAAACCUGUGCCUGGAAGUGGUGCCUCGGAGAGGCGCUGCUCUUCUCUUCGAGACAUCCUGUCCAGCUGGCCCCAGUGGCUCUUCAUCCUGCUGCUGGAAAGCAUUUGGCUGGGCUUGACCUUCUUCUUACCUGUUCCUGGAUGCCCUACCGGUUAUCUGGGCCCUGGUGGCAUUGGAGAUCUGGGGAGGUAUCCAAACUGUACUGGAGGAGCUGCCGGCUACAUCGACCGCCUGCUUCUGGGAGAGGACCACCUUUACCAGCAUCCUUCCUCGGCUGUGCUUUAUCACACUGAGGUGGCCUACGACCCAGAAAGCAUCCUUGGGACCAUCAACUCCAUUGUGAUGGCAUUUUUGGGAGUUCAGGCAGGAAGAAUACUCUUGUAUUACAAGGAUCAGACCAAAGCCAUCCUGCUCAGAUUCACCGCCUGGAGUUGUUUUCUAGGGCUUACUUCUGUUGCUUUGACCAAAGUUUCCGAAAAUGAAGGCUCUAUUCCAAUAAACAAAAAUCUCUGGUCCAUUUCCUACGUCACCACCCUGAGCUCCUUUGCCUUCUUCAUCCUGCUCGUCCUGUACCCCACUGUGGAUGUGAAUGGUCUGUGGACAGGGACCCCAUUCUUUUACCCAGGAAUGAAUUCUAUCCUGGUGUAUGUUGGCCAUGAGGUGUUCGAGAGCUACUUCCCUUUCCAGUGGAAGCUGGGGGAUGACCAGUCGCACAGAGAACACCUCACUCAGAACAUAGUUGCCACCGCUCUCUGGGUGCUCAUUGCCUACAUUCUCUAUAAAAAGAAGAUCUUUUGGAAAAUAUGAUAGCUCCAGCUGAAAUGUGUUGCUGGCAGACUCUAGUGGGCCUGGGGAAUUAUUAAAGGGCACCAUUAAUGAUAAAGACGACAGGAUGCGGUAUUUCCAGACUCCUGGAGUAGACGCGGAGGCCCCAAGGCUAGUUUCUGCCUGAACUCUGCCUGAAUAUCUGGGACUUAGAGAUUUGGAAUGUGGUUGUCUUUUUUUUUCAUCUUCUAUGUAAAUGGAUGUAUCUAGAACUUCAUUCUAAGGAUUCUCGUUGAAUUUUUCAAAAGGGAAUUACCGUGGGCAUUUUGCUUCUGUGAUGGAUAAAACAAUUUGAGGUCUGAUUCCUGUUGAUCUUGUUUUCCUGCAAACUGCCUUUGCAUGUGUGGACGUGCCAACCAAGAAUGCCGUCGUCGCUCGUGGGGCUGACUACAAAGCUUCUUGAGUGGGAUGUGUGGUAAUGUAGUCUAAUAUUUUUGGUUAAGUGCAGUUUAAUAUUUCAAGAAAGAGUAAUUUCCUUGUCAGAUCUGGAAGGCAUUGGUGGGUCCAAAAAAUGCCUUCCUAUCAGAAGCCAUUUUUUCUUUUUCUCCACUUAAAAAAAAAAAGUUAAAAUGUAGCUGUGUUAUUUCCAGACACUCUUGCUUAUAGUUUUCUGCUUAUGUCCCUCUCUGUCAAUCACCUAUCUUUCCAUCUAUCUGUCUCUCUUUGUGUCUUGAUGGCAGCUGGGACUCAGGGACAUGACUGUGACGAGAGAAAAGCAUGCUAUCUUGCUCGUGGCUCCAGCUUUGCCAUCCUUGCUGUGUAAGAUGCCAGGCGAGUCCCUCGGCCUGUCUGGGCCUCGAUUUCCUCAUCUGUGAGUAAGGGAGACAGUGAUACCCUCUCAGGUCCUUUCCAACUCUUAGAUUCAGUGAGGUGGGAUAGAUACAUCAAUGGUUUUUAUGAAGUCCUUAGAAAAAUAAUUUUAUUACAGAAAACUCUUCAAAAUAAAUGAUAAUGAAAAGUUUAAAAAACUCUCAUUGGAGUAAGUCUUUUCAGAAUGACCCUCCACAAUGGAGGCAGUUUUCCUGCUCGGAAUCACAGAACUGAAGACAGUUUCUCAGGAGCGAAGCCAGGAGAACACACCAAGAGAAACAGCACUUUUCAUAUGAUGCGCCAUCAUACUGGUGAAUUUUCCGUGAGAAUUCCCUAUUUAAGGAAGAUGUGAUGCUGGACUAUACUUCAGAGCUGCUUUUCCAGGGUCGGAUGGGCCCAUCUCCACAAUGCUUCGACUGUCGCCGCUGCACGGGCGACUUUCUGGUUGUGUUUCCAGCUUGGACCGUCAGCAUGGACUCUCAUCCCAACUCUAACUGCCCGCCGGACCCUCCACCUGGCUGUCCGCCAGCGUCCAGGCUCACCUCUUCCCAGAUUCCAGCCUCUGCCUCUGGCUCUUCCUAGCUCUGUGAAUGGAUCAUUCUCCGUCUCUAGGUGUAAAACUGCCGUUAUCUGUCACCCACUUCACCUCCUCUGUCCCUUUCCCCCAUCUAGUCAUUGCCAGGUCUCACUUGUCUCCAUCUUCCACCUGUAACUUCUCAUUCUCAUUGUCACUGUCCUAUAGCUCCAGUCCAGACUCCUGUAAUCAUUUUUAAACUGGCUUCCUUCCCUCAGUCCCUCCUCUGUAAAGUCCCUAUCCAUUGCCACCAGAUUGUUUUAUAAAGCAGAGCUCAGAUCAAAUCACCUCUAUGAAAACUUCCACAGAAGCUGAAACAGCUUUCCCAGCAUAUAAACCAUCCUCAGUGGAGCCCAACACACCUCCCAGCUUCCUCUCCCCAGCCCCUCAUGCCCCCUGCUUAUCCAGCCGACCAGACUCCUCCCACUGUCACACAGCCAGUACCUCUUGCUUCUGACUUUGAUUAGAGUUGUCCUGGAUUACCUUUUCCUCUUAAUCUUCUCCUAUCUACAUUUGACCUGUCACUUUAACCCCUACUUCUAAGGCACCUUCUCUAAUCUUAUUCUCAUCCAAAAGUUGUAUUUUCUCCCUCUGGGUUCUCAUAUCUUAUUGGGAUCAAUCUCACGGCAUUGUCGACUUCUGCCUUGUGUGAUAGCUGUUUGUGAAUAUGUCUAACUUCCCAUGCUAGACUGUGAGCUUGUUAAGUGCAAGAAUUAUGCCUUGUUCAUCUGCAUAUUCUUUGUGGUGCAGAGUGCCUCACACAUAGCAGGCACUAAAUAAACAUUUAUUUAAAGCAAA
Messenger RNA from Equus quagga, 4030 nucleotides. RefSeq names its product heparan-alpha-glucosaminide N-acetyltransferase (gene HGSNAT). The record is from RefSeq and is a predicted model, not a curated record. Lineage: Eukaryota; Metazoa; Chordata; Mammalia; Perissodactyla; Equidae. Gene Ontology annotation, biological process: lysosomal transport. Gene Ontology annotation, cellular component: lysosomal membrane. The coding region runs from base 73 to 1830 and encodes 585 amino acids. The transcript is spliced from 17 exons.